This is a messenger RNA of Balaenoptera musculus (blue whale), 969 nucleotides long. It is a transcript of the gene SRD5A2, whose product is annotated as steroid 5 alpha-reductase 2. Gene Ontology annotation, biological process: steroid biosynthetic process. The record is from RefSeq and is a predicted model, not a curated record. Lineage: Eukaryota; Metazoa; Chordata; Mammalia; Artiodactyla; Balaenopteridae. Gene Ontology annotation, molecular function: 3-oxo-5-alpha-steroid 4-dehydrogenase activity.
AUGGCUAUUUCGGACAGAGAAGAGUCCCAGAAGUUGCAGCAUCAGAGGUUGAUGGGUGAAGAACAAAUCUUCGAAGGGCAGUUAGAAGGAGAGAACAGUGGCAGGCUGUGGAGAGGGGCGGACGCGCGGGCGAAGGCGCGAAUAUGGGCUAAAGGAAGGGCGCAGGACACGAAGUUGGCUCGCGAAAGCCUUCAUCCACUCUCCGCCUGGCUGCUUUCCGAAGAGAGUCCGGUGCUGGCAGGCAGCGCCACUUUGGCCGCCCUGGGGGCACUGGUUCUGUGCCUCGCGGAGCCCGCCGGCUACGGGAAGUACACGGAGAGCCGGAUGCCCGUGGCUACCCGCUUGUCCGCCCGCGCCGCCUGGUUCCUGCAGGAGCUGCCCUCCUUCGCGGUGCCCGCGGGGAUCCUCGCCGGGCAGCCCCGCUCUCUCUUCGGCCAGCCUGCGACUGUGCUUCUGGGCCUCUUCUGCGCACAUUACUUCCACAGGACAUUUGUUUACUCACUGCUCACUAGAGGGAGGCCGUUUCCAGUUGUAUUCCUUUUCAGAGGCUUUGUCUUCUGCAUGGGAAAUGGACUCCUCCAAGGCUACUAUCUGGUUUACUGUGCUGAAUACCCUGCUGAGUGGUACACAGACAUACGGUUUAGCUUGGGUGUCUUCUUAUUUAUUUUGGGAAUGGGAAUCAACAUUCAUAGUGACUAUAUAUUGCGCCAGCUCAGGAAGCCUGGAGAAAUCAUCUAUAGGAUUCCACAAGGUGGCUUGUUCACAUACGUUUCUGGAGCCAAUUUCCUUGGCGAGAUCAUUGAAUGGAUCGGCUAUGCCCUGGCCACUUGGUCCCUCCCAGCACUUGCAUUUGCAUUUUUCUCACUUUGUUUCCUUGGGCUGAGAGCUUUUCACCACCAUAGAUUCUACCUCAAGAUGUUUGAGGACUACCCCAAGUCUCGGAAAGCCCUCAUUCCAGUCAUCUUUUAA